AUGUCUAACCCCAAUCUCAUGGACAUUGAACCCGGUGGCGAAAGCACCCAAUAUGAAUCUAUCCGUCUGUACACUGAUACACCAGAGAAGCAAACGGGACAGCUGGGCGGCAGCUCCCAACAUACGACGAGUGAAAUGAGAACCACUCUGGGAGGCAACGGCAACAACAAUGGUAAUGGCAACGGUAACGGUAAUGGAGACACUCCUCUCGCACGGAAGCUUGAACAAGGAGAGUCUACUUCGGGUCUCUCCGGAUUCACAGACAAAGACCUGAAGCCCGAAACCCCGGAGGAGGGUGCAGCGCUGGCGGCAAAAAUCAGGAGAGAACAAGGGUAUGGGCCUGGUUCGGACGUCGGGGCCUAGACGUCACAAAAACAAAAUUGUUGUGAAUAAACCGUGGUAAUGGGCAUGAUUUGAAGUUGAAAUUGGCGCGCUGGAUUUAUUGGGAAGCAGAGGGGCUGGAGGAGGUGGAGGUGGGGGGUUUCGGGAGGUUCUCGGUGCCCAGGGCUGGGCUUCUGCGUGCGCGUUUGAGGGUUUCCAAGGUGACUCCGUUGCCGAGUUUGGUUAUUCCGACCAUGGGCGGGUCGCCCUUCUUGACGAAUUCCCAAAGGCCUAGAUUGUUGUAUGAUUAGUUGGCUGCUUAUUGAAUGUCGAUGCCUUUGGGGCGGAAAACGUACCGGGCAGCUUGUGACCCGCCAGACGGAACGCCUCCCUGGCGACCUUCUCGUGCAGGUCACCCUGGAGCUCGAAGACAAUUCUGCUCACGGCAACCUUGGCCGUCCAG
This is a messenger RNA of Aspergillus heteromorphus CBS 117.55, 784 nucleotides long. RefSeq lists its product as uncharacterized. NCBI's taxonomy places the organism in Eukaryota, Fungi, Ascomycota, Eurotiomycetes, Eurotiales, Aspergillaceae. The record is from RefSeq and is a predicted model, not a curated record. Bases 1 to 363 code for a protein of 120 amino acids. The transcript has 4 exons.